AUGUGCAAGAGGUUGUGUGUCAAAGAAAGUGAAUAUUUUAAACCGCGAAAUGAAGAUAUUAAAGUUGAAAAAUUUAUACUAGUAAAGGUCAUGGGAGGAUCUACAAAGAAGACAGUUUACCGCUACACGGCAGUAGUACAGGAUGUUAGUUUUGACAACGGAAAACCAGAGAUUGAACUCCUGGGGAUGAAGUCUUCUGACAAGACAAGAAAAUUAUUUAUCCCCCAACCCGACGAUGAAUUUGUGGUGGAUAUGGAAGACGUGAUAGCUAUUUUGCCUGCUCCUAUCAUUAAUAAUUUUAACGGAAUAGUGACUUAUUCAUUCGAAAUGGAAAUCGACGUUUACGAAAUGUAA
Molecule: messenger RNA, 354 nt
Organism: Psylliodes chrysocephalus
Lineage: Eukaryota; Metazoa; Arthropoda; Insecta; Coleoptera; Chrysomelidae
Source: the annotation of a GenBank genome assembly